CCCAUUUAAAUAUAAGCUCCAAUGAAAGGAUUCAAGCAUAAGAGAGAUCUGUUGAGCAGCAGAGAUUCAAGAGGACGAAGUGUUAAGAGCAUUAUGGACUUUUCAACAACAGUGAUCUUGGCAGGGCUGAUCGUAGCUCUAUUGUGGCUGUUUAGUGUCAGAAACAGAAGAAAGUAUCGUCUGCCUCCAGGACCCUAUGCGCUUCCUCUAGUAGGAAACUUGCCACAGCUUGACAAAAAUGCACCUUUUAAAAGCUUUCUCAAGUUCAGUGAAACCUACGGUCCUGUGAUGACAGUGUACCUGGGCUGGCAGCGGACGAUUGUUCUGGUAGGAUACGAUGCCGUGAAAGAGGCUCUGGUGGACCAUGCAGAUGACUUCACUGGCAGAGGUCCACUGCCGUUUCUGAUGAAAGCGACCAAUGGCUACGGUUUGGGGAUCAGUAACGGGGAACGCUGGCGCCAACUUCGACGUUUCACACUGACAACCUUAAGAGACUUUGGGAUGGGACGCAAAGGCAUGGAACAGUGGAUCCAAGAAGAGAGCCAACAUUUGAGGGAUCGCGUAAAAACGUUCAAAGCCAAGCCAUUUGACCCCUCAUUCUUGUUGAGUCUCAGCGCGUCCAAUGUGAUCUGCUGCCUGGUGUUUGGCCAACGCUUCAAAUAUGAAGAUGAGAAGUUCCUGUCUCUUCUGCAGAUACUAACAAAAACCUUGAAAUUUGCUAGUAGUCCCUGGGGUCAGAUGUACAACGUCUUUCCCCGCAUCGUGGAGCAUCUUCCCGGCAGCCAUAACACUGCUUUUGCCCAGAUUCAGGAGAUAAGAGGGUUUGUGUCCAUGCAGAUCCAAGAGCACAAAGAGACAAUGGACCCAAGCUCACCGAGGGACUUUAUUGACAGCUUUCUCAUCCGAAGCAAUCAGGAAAAGGACAUUCCUUCAACGGAGUUCCACCAUGAAAACUUGGUCUCGACUGUGCUGAAUCUCUUCCUGGCAGGAACGGAAACAACCAGCUCAACCAUUAGAUAUGCCCUCAGUUUGUUCAUAAAAUACCCAGACAUACAGGAGAAAAUGCAGCAUGAGAUUGACACUGUGAUUGGACAAAGUUGUCCUAGCAUGGAGAACAGGAAGUCCCUCCCCUUUACUGAUGCAGUCAUCCAUGAGGUGCAGCGCUUUCUGGACAUUGUCCCAUUCAGCCUCCCUCACUACACACUCCAUGACAUCUCUUUCAGGGGUUACACAAUCCCCAAGGAGACUGUGAUUAUUCCUUUGCUUCACUCUGUGCUGAAAGACGAAAAGCAUUGGGAGACUCCCUGGACCUUCAACCCUAAGCACUUCCUGGACCAGAAUGACAACUUUAAGAAAAAUCCUUCUUUCAUGCCUUUUUCUGCAGGGAAGAGAGCCUGUGUUGGUGAGUCUCUGGCUCGUAUGGAGCUUUUUAUCUUCCUAGUGUCACUGCUGCAGAAUUUCACUUUUUCCUGCACUGGAGGCCCCGACACUAUCAACCUCAAUCCAGAGUACAGCAGCUUCGCCAAUGUGCCUCACUCCUCCGAGAUCAUCGCCACGCCGCGUUGAGAGUCAAGGCCGACUACAUACCAUAUAUUGCUGUUCUUGGGUUUUGCAAUGUUUGAUGUGCAGAUAAUAAUAAUAAUAGAUUCAUUUUGUUAGCGCUUUUACAGGUGCUCAAAGACGCUUUACAGAUAUAGUGAAAAAAUGAUUGCUAUUAUUAUUAUUUUGCUAAAUGAUUGCAAAAUAAUGUUUGCUGUUACCUGGUGAAUAUACAGACUAUCAACUAACAUUAGGAAGUGUUCUCUCCAAGAAUAAUUUUGCAUCCUCCUGUCGACAACCCUGGUUUUGUUUCUCUUCUUAAUAAAAAAUAUAAAAAUAAA
Molecule: messenger RNA, 1880 nt
Organism: Trematomus bernacchii (emerald rockcod)
Lineage: Eukaryota; Metazoa; Chordata; Actinopteri; Perciformes; Nototheniidae
Product: cytochrome P450 2B4-like
Exons: 9
Coding region: 22-1566 (514 amino acids)
Biological process (GO): xenobiotic metabolic process
Cellular component (GO): cytoplasm; intracellular membrane-bounded organelle
Molecular function (GO): oxidoreductase activity, acting on paired donors, with incorporation or reduction of molecular oxygen, reduced flavin or flavoprotein as one donor, and incorporation of one atom of oxygen; heme binding; iron ion binding
Source: RefSeq, a predicted model, not a curated record